ACUCCUCUAAAUAGGCCAAAGGGUUUCUCAAUGUCCACUCUCUAACCCCGAAACCCUAGUUUCUGCUAUCAACGUUCUCGUCGAGCAGCAGAUAUCUGCUUACAGGAGCAAGCUUUGUCAAGAUGGUGAGAAUCAGUGUUUUAAAUGAUGCUCUAAAAAGCAUGUACAAUGCGGAAAAGCGUGGAAAGCGACAGGUCAUGAUCAGACCAUCCUCAAAAGUGAUCAUCAAGUUCCUCAUGGUCAUGCAGAAGCAUGGGUAUAUUGGAGAGUUUGAGUAUGUUGAUGAUCAUAGGUCUGGAAAAAUUGUGGUUGAACUGAAUGGAAGAUUGAACAAGUGUGGUGUUAUCAGUCCCCGUUUUGAUGUGGCUGUCAAAGAUAUUGAAAACUGGACUGCGAGGUUGCUCCCCUCAAGACAGUUUGGGUAUAUUGUUCUGACAACAUCUGCGGGCAUCAUGGAUCAUGAGGAGGCUCGAAGAAAGAAUGUUGGUGGUAAAGUACUUGGUUUCUUCUACUAAGCAGAGUUUUCCUUGAGGGUAGACUUUUUCUGCUUAGUUCUAAAGAGUUAUUUUUGUUGCAUUUUGGAAUAUUGUACUUAGGAUAUUUACUAUGUUUAUUUUGGUUGGA
This is a messenger RNA of Telopea speciosissima, 624 nucleotides long. RefSeq names its product 40S ribosomal protein S15a-1. The transcript is spliced from 4 exons. Gene Ontology annotation, molecular function: structural constituent of ribosome. Bases 123 to 515 code for a protein of 130 amino acids. Gene Ontology annotation, biological process: translation. Gene Ontology annotation, cellular component: cytosolic small ribosomal subunit; ribosome. The record is from RefSeq and is a predicted model, not a curated record. NCBI's taxonomy places the organism in Eukaryota, Viridiplantae, Streptophyta, Magnoliopsida, Proteales, Proteaceae.